CAGGAUCUCCCUCCGAUGUGGUCCCUAUGUGCGCGUCCAUAGACAUCUGUGUCAGGUGGAUGCCAUCUUGAGAAGCGUGAUCGGAAUGUCGAAAGCAUCAGUUCCGUUCGCGGACCCGACGCGAGGCGACGAUGCAGCGCGACAACCGGCGACAACCAUCGCGGACCAGUCGCGUGCAGCCGGCAUUGGCGCCGAGAACAUCAAUGACUUCCUCGAUCGCCAGCCCCCUGCCAUUCUCAACCGUCUCUUUGCCAAGCCCGCCAGCUGCCUUGCCAUCUUCCGCCUGUUGCCCGUGCUCGCGCGCCAGCUCGUCAUGCAGAUGCUCUUCAUGGACGCGCCGCUCGCUCUCGCCGAUUGGAACGCGCAGCUGACCAAGGAGGGUAGGCGUCUGCGAGAACGGACGAUGAAGCGCCUCAAGAGCCUCUGCAUCAUCCGUGAAAGUGGUAGCAACAGCAACAAGCUCCUGCAGAUGAAUGGCGUCUUCCAGGAGAACAUGCGGUGUGCGCUGAUCGGCGGAGGAGAUCAUCGUUCGUUCGGCGUGCUUUCCCAUACGGUCGACCAGCACGCCGUGGACAUUGCCUUCCUUGACAAUCACGCCAAGGCCAAAUGGGAGGCUAUCUUGCACUUUCUGGUCGGAUCAGAAGGCUUCGAGGCGCCACGUGAGCCGGUGCUCUACCUAUUGAAACAGUCUGGUCUGAUGCAAAAAGGGAACGCAUCAGCACCCAGUGUCGCGGGACCAAGCACGUUUUCCGGCACCAACCGAGCCACUUCACUCAAGAUUACAGCUCGUGGGUUCCAAUUUCUGCUGGAAGACGUCAACACGCAAUUAUGGGACUUGCUCCUGCAAUAUCUCGCGCUCGCCGAGCCGCGCGGCAUGGACUUGGUCGAAGUCAUGUCCUUCCUCUUCAUGCUUGGCUCCCUUGAGCUGGGGCGCGACUACUCGACAGAGGAGCUCUCGGAAACGCAACUGCAUAUGCUGGAAGAUUUUCGUGACUAUGGCCUGGUGUAUCAGCGGGCAGGCAGCAGUCGACGCUUCUACCCUACGCGUCUCGCGACAUCUCUCACCUCGAAUGCCUCGCCGAUUGUGAACAGCAUCGACGAAGCGCACGAAGAAAAAGGCUAUAUCAUCCUCGAGACCAACUAUCGCGUGUACGCGUACACGUCUAACCCACUGCGCAUCGCCGUGCUCAACCUGUUCGUGACGCUUAAGUCGCGCUUCCCCAACCUCGUCAUCGGCAUCAUCACACGUGAUAGCAUCAAAUCCGCGCUGGCGAAUGGCAUCACCGCCGAGCAGAUCAUCGCGUACCUCACGCACCAUGCGCAUCCACAGAUGUGGAAGAGCGACACAUUGCUCCCCGUCACAUGCACUGACCAGAUACGACUGUGGGAAAGAGAGAAGAAUCGCGUCGCCGCACAGCAGGGCAGCUUGUACACAGACUUCACCAGCUAUGCGGAUUUCGAGCUGGUCAGGAACUAUGCGAGGGAGUCCGGUGUCUUACUGUGGGAGAGCGAGGAGACCAGAAGAUUCUUCGUCAGCGCAGAGGGCACUGGUCCAAUACGAGACUUUAUCAAGCGCCGACUCGUAUAAACACGCCUGCAUUCACCUUGCCCGCCAUGGGACACCCACGCGGGCAAUGUGCAUUCGUCUUCCUUUCCCUUUGAAUGCACCCAUCUGUAGCAUAGACCUAUCCAUCGCACGCAUAAUUUGAACGUCCAACCAGACGAGUAAAGCAAC
Messenger RNA from Tilletiaria anomala UBC 951, 1735 nucleotides. Its product is annotated as RNA polymerase II transcription factor B subunit 2. Lineage: Eukaryota; Fungi; Basidiomycota; Exobasidiomycetes; Georgefischeriales; Tilletiariaceae. Gene Ontology annotation, biological process: nucleotide-excision repair. Gene Ontology annotation, cellular component: transcription factor TFIIH holo complex; transcription factor TFIIH core complex. The record is from RefSeq and is a predicted model, not a curated record. The transcript has 2 exons. Bases 86 to 1588 code for a protein of 500 amino acids. Gene Ontology annotation, molecular function: double-stranded DNA binding; ATPase activator activity.